AUGUCUUUAUUGUACACUAUCACGUUACCGACAUUUCCACCCGCUUUGUCUUCUUUCUCUACUUAUUUUUCCUCGUCGUCGUCUUCUUCUUCACUGUCAUUACUUAUACGAUGGCAUUGUAUAUUGGGCUGUUUAUUACUCUCUACUUCACUUUUGUUUAUGCUAAUAAAUUCAAUAUUCAGGCGUAUACCACCUUAUAAAUAUUUUAUAAUUAUAAUUCUUUAUAUCUCUGUACUAUUUAUCUCUUCAUUGCCAAUUAUUAUUAAGUCCUCAUCAAUAGAAUUGACGAGAUCCGAUCAUGAGAAAUCAUUGAGAAUGAUGAUGAUAACAACAACGACAACAGCAAAUGAUAAGCAUUCAUUUCAUACAAAUGUCAUCUAUGGAUUAAAUAAUUUUUCAUCAACGUGGUUAUUCUAUGUCUAUACAAUGGUUAAACCGAAUUGUUGUGUCAAGCAAUCUAAUGUAAAUAGUAAUUGGCAAUCUCUUUGUCUGCCCACAAAUAUUCAUUUGUUUUCAUCAAAUGAGAAUAUUGUUCAUGAUGUAACUAUUGUUUCUGAAGCAGCUUAUCGAUAUGAUAUAAUCUUAUUAACUUGUUCUUAUGGUUUAUUGUGUAUUUAUAUACUACUUCUAUUGUAUUGUUUAAGCAUUACUGAUAUUUAUGAGAUCUUUAUGUCAUGUGUUAAUAUAGAGCUGGAAUUAUAUCGACUUGGUCUAGUUGAUUAUAUCACAUUUCAUUGGAAUCGAUUAGAUGUACCACAAAUUUUAAUGUACUUUUGGUCAUUCAAACUAAUGUCAGUGAUUAUUUUGGGUCCAGUAUGCUGGGAAAUUAUUCCAACUGGUGAUGUUAAUGUUGAUGAGAUAUCAGCGAAACUAUUCAAUUCUUCUACAUUGAAUGAAUAUUCUAAUCUGGAUACUGCUAAUCAAUCAACAUUAUCUAUACUAUACACAAGAUUAUUUGUUGGUCUUUUUGUACAUGGAUCAGAAACCUGGUUGUCAGUGUGUGGAGCAGCUGCAUUUUUCGGUGCAUUAGCUACUAUUUUCGUUUCUAUAUUAGUCUUUUUAUUGGAUCCAUCCCGUACUGGAACAGCUCGAUUAGCAGUGGUAGCUGCAGAAGCUCCAGCUGAUCCGCAUACAUGGAAUGUAAUUGAUGAUCCAGCGUUAGCUUUAGAUCAAAAUGAUGUUAUUGCUAUGGAAUUACUAGCUAGUACAGGAUGGAAUUGUGCUGUUGUCUUUUUGUUCUUAGCUUUCCAAUCAGAUAUGCCUAAUCUUCCACCAGUUUAUCGUGCAUCAUGUUCUAUGUAUGGAAUUAUGGUUCUUGUGAUUGCUUGUAUCCAUCCUAUUCAAGCAUUGAUCAAGUCAUUCUUAUUACGUCUUGGGGCACCUGGUCAACAAACAAAUUGGUCCGAACAUGUACGACCAUUGUGUUUUUGUGUUGUGCUAAUUUUUGCAGCUUUCAAUAUGUUCACUUGUUUACCAAGAAUAUUAACAAAUGACAAACUGGAUUAUAUUCGUAAUAUGAAUCACAGUGAAAAUGCAUCCUAUUUAGCUGUUUUAUCACAUAUUGGCUCAUCGGAAGAAGCAAUACUUGCGAGACGACUAAGAAUAUUUCUAAGCGGUUGUCAAUUAUUAAUUAGCCUUGUAGUUACACUAAUUGAAUAUGCUAUUUAUCAAUACUCUUAUCGAUAUCCUAAUUGGACAGGAUUUCAACCAACAAUAUUUUGGACAAAAGUGAUUAGUUCAGUAAUUGAUUAUUUUAUUUCAUUAUUAUCAUUUCUAACAGUCUGUUGGUUAGUAUUCUAUGAUUCUUUUGGAGUGUGUCGUUUGUUUAUUAUUUGUUGUUAUUUCUCCUUAGUUUUAUAUCCAUCAGCGCGUAGAGCAUAUAUAUGGAUAAAAUGGCGAUUAUUAUGCACUAAACGUAUGAAUGAUUUAGUUAAUCCUAGUAAAAUACAAUUAGAACGGUAUGGUGAUACAUGUCCAAUAUGUUUUGCUGAAAUGACUAUAACUACAGCAAAAAUUACUAGAUGUGGUCAUCUUUAUCAUUCUGAAUGUCUUAUACAGUGGAUGAAACAUAAAUUAACAUGUCCUAUAUGUCAGUCAGAUUUAUUGUCGACUAGAGUGACUAAUAAACGACGAGAAGUUACAAGUGCUCGAAUGCAAGAGACUAUAGUAG
Schistosoma curassoni is the source of this 2170-nucleotide messenger RNA. The record is from the annotation of a GenBank genome assembly. Lineage: Eukaryota; Metazoa; Platyhelminthes; Trematoda; Strigeidida; Schistosomatidae.